AGUAGAGUGCGCAUUACCACACGGAACUCCCUUCCCCUCCUCGGCCGUAACUUUCCCAUAGUCAAGUGGAGGUGUAAACGCUUGCAGUGUAUCUUUUAGGCUUUUAAUUUAGUAAUUUUAGCAAAAUAUAUAUAUAUAUUUUCUUAUCUCCACGCACACCAGCGUCAUUUUUACCCAGCAUGUGCGCGUCUUCGUAAAAAAAAGAAAAAAAACAAGCCCUUGCACUUUUUUCUUCAAAACGUCACGUUGAAAUCUGCAGCCAAGAUGACCGCGGACGUCGUUCCCUCAAAAAGUACUGAAUUCAUCAAGGAUCAACUGUAUUUCGCCAUACUUCAGCAGAAGAUAAAGAGCACAGCUGAGCGUCACUGUUUCUGCAUAGAUGAGGAGCUGGCAUAUGAGAACUUCUAUGCGGACUUUGGUCCCCUUAACCUGGCCAUGUUUUAUCGCUUCUGUUGCAAGCUCACAAAGAAGCUCAAGUCCAUUACACUCUCAAGGAAGAAGAUAAUAUUUUAUACCUGUGGAGACCAAAAGAAGCAAGCCAAUGCUGCUUACCUCAUUGGCUCAUAUGCAGUAAUGCAUCUUCACAUGACGCCGGAGGAGGCCUACAGUCUGCUGGUGUCAAGGAACUCCACAUACCUGCCAUUCAGAGAUGCUUCAUUUGGAACCUGCAUGUACAAUCUGAACAUACUCGACUGCCUACGUGCCGUCCACAAGGCUUUGCAGUUUGGCUGGCUUGACUUCUCCAACUUUGAUGUAGAGGAAUAUGAACACUAUGAGAGAGCAGAAAAUGGAGAUUUCAACUGGAUCAUUCCUGGAAAGUUUCUUGCAUUCAGUGGGCCACAUCCAAAAAGCAAAAUAGAGAAUGGGUACCCUCUCCACGCUCCCGAGGCCUAUUUCCCUUACUUUAGGAAACACAACAUCACCACUAUCAUCCGGCUCAAUAAGAAGAUGUACGAUGCCAGGCGUUUCACGGACUCAGGCUUUGAACACCACGACCUGUUCUUUGUGGAUGGCAGUGCGCCAAACGACAACAUUGUCAGGAAGUUCCUCAACAUCUGUGAGAAUGCAGAAGGAGCCACUGCAGUCCACUGUAAAGCUGGUCUGGGGAGAACGGGCACUCUGAUUGGUUGCUACAUGAUGAAGCAUUAUCGGCUGACUGCUGCAGAAGCCAUUGCUUGGAUACGGAUUUGCCGGCCAGGAUCUGUCAUCGGGCCUCAGCAGAACUUCAUUGAGGACAAGCAGAGCAGUCUGUGGGCAGAGGGGGAUUUGUUCCGGGAGAAGAUGCGGAGUGAAAGAGAGAACGGGAAGAUGGCUGUCACCAGGAUCCUGUCUGGAGUGGAUGACAUCACCAUCAACGGGAGCAACAAGAACAGGACGCCAAAGAAAGAAGAACUGGAACUGUAUAACGAUGAAGAGGAGAGGAAUGGUCUAACGCAGGGUGAUAAACUGCGAGCGCUGAAGAGCAAGAGGCAGGCCAGAUCAUCCACCGGCUCGCUAUCACAAGAAGAGAACAAGAUUCACACCAGGUCAUCAUCACAGUCCCUGAGCAGGAUCAUUUUGCAGUCCACUGGACAGAGCUGUAAGCCCGGCAUUGACCCGUCGGCUCUGUCUGACCGUUCAGACAGCAGGAAGAGGACCAGAACCUCACUGCCAGCUAGUGGAGUAGGAGGCAGCUCCCUGUGCCACACCAGACUGGCCAGGUCCCUAGGCAACUUGAAUGUAGUGGCUGGCGACAGAGACCCGAUGUGUUGUGAGCCAUGUGGCAGCCAUAGAGACACGGCCAGUUCCACAGCCAACACAGGCACUCUGAUCAACCUAAACAUGGCACAGGUCCAUCUGCAGACGCACUGUGCCCAGGGGACGUAAAGCUCGCUGCUCUUUGCAAUCAAUGCGAUUUUCCAGACUCUGUCACUCCAUACCCAAAGCUAGAGCUCCUCUGCUUCGAUGAGCCUGUGGAUCUGAAGAUUGUGGGGAAUGUGAAACGAAAUCCAACAUCUAUACCACCCUGCUCUUCUCAGAGAGGAUUGUUUCAAUUUCUGAGAACUGGGUUGGAAGAACAUUUCUUAACCAGUGUGAUGUGUCACGUAAAUCGUUUAUAGUUGAAUUAAUGACAAAUUAUUUUAACCAUAAGGCACUUCGGUUUUUAGAGUUGUUUUUAACCCAGCAUCAUGGAACAAGCUCCCAUAUAUCGCCUAAUCAUUGCCUGGUUGUUUACCUACUUACUGAAGCAUGCAGUAGUAAUCAACAGAUUGAUCCUCAACCAUCAGACCGGCAUGUGACCGGCUUUUAAGACCGGAUAUAUCAUGUUGACUUGGAGAGAUUUGUAGAUCCGCUAACCUGUGCAAGUUCGUGCUCUAGGUGAUCUUACAGAUCAGGCACAAGGGCAUCUUUGCCUUGGAUGUAGUUGAAACGUGCCAUCCCAUAACCUAGUUACAGUACUGUGUGCAUCAUUUGUACCUACAUCCUUUGUAACAUCUUGCUCAUGUCUUUAUUUUCUUGUGAAGCUUCUAUUUUUCUUUUUGAGCUGCUGUAUUUCAAGACUGUAAAUAUGUCAACAUUUGAUAUACUCUUUGUAUUCUGUAAAUAUUUUGUACUACUUGUUUCAAUGAAUCAUGCUAUAAAAUACAUGCCACUGGCCCUAAUGGGGCCGUGUCCAAAUCAUGUUCCACAGUUCAUAAUCCACUAAAUAUUUGCUUGGAGCAUAUGAAAUCAGACUUUUUAAAUAAAACACCUUCAGGUUGCCUUUG
Myripristis murdjan (pinecone soldierfish) is the source of this 2747-nucleotide messenger RNA. It is a transcript of the gene cdc14b, whose product is annotated as cell division cycle 14B. Gene Ontology annotation, biological process: protein dephosphorylation. The transcript has 17 exons. The record is from RefSeq and is a predicted model, not a curated record. NCBI's taxonomy places the organism in Eukaryota, Metazoa, Chordata, Actinopteri, Holocentriformes, Holocentridae. Bases 265 to 1866 code for a protein of 533 amino acids.